Molecule: messenger RNA, 1803 nt
Organism: Ylistrum balloti
Lineage: Eukaryota; Metazoa; Mollusca; Bivalvia; Pectinida; Pectinidae
Product: ceramide kinase-like
Exons: 10
Coding region: 19-1464 (481 amino acids)
Molecular function (GO): kinase activity
Source: RefSeq, a predicted model, not a curated record
ACUAAUAUUACCUCCGAUAUGGAAGUAACUGGUCAAUUUUCUGUGGAUGGACAUCAUGUCACAGUACAUUUUACACGUGAACAUUUAAGCUGGAGACAAUCAACUGUUAAAAAAGAAGUUUUAGUGGCGGCAGACAAUAUCCUUUCUUGUGCAACGAGAAUUGAUGUUACUGGCUUUGAAGUCAUUUAUGCCGCUAAGUCAAAUAAUUGUAAACUGAGAGAGACAAGCGUUGUAUUCACCGGUCCUCCAGAACAGGUUCGGAGGUUUGCCGAGAUUAUUCAGCGGUAUCUCACAGAGAGCAAGCGGCCCCGGAGACUUCUAAUACUGAUCAACCCCAAGAGCGGUAAGCAGAAGGGCUGUAGAGACUAUGUAAACAAGGUGUUGCCUAUACUAGAGCGGUGCGGGGUACAGGCGGACGCAAUUGUGACAACAAAGAAAGGUCACCCGACAGAGAUUCUCAGCGAAUACGAUAUGGAAAGUAUUGACGGAAUUGUUGCGAUGGGCGGAGAUGGUUUCUACUGUGAAUGUCUGAAUGCCCUGUUAGUCCGAACUCAGACAGAUUUUGGAGUUGACAUCAACGACAGCACAGCGGAGUUAGUUUCUCCCGCUAUUCCUAUCGGAAUACUCCCCGCAGGAACAGGGGAUUAUGUGAUGCAAUACUUACACGGAACAAGAUGCCUCGUCACGGCAGUCUUGAGAAUUUUAAUGGGCAAAUCCGUCAAAACGAACUCGGCAAGCGUUCACGAAGAAAACCGAUGUUUAGCUCAUUCCAGUCUCGUUUUAGGAUUCGGUCUGUUUGGGGACAUGAUGCACAACUGUGAAAAGUACCGCUGGAUGGGAUCGAACAGAUACAACAUCGUCCCAAUUGCCUCGGUUCUCCGGAGACGGACAGUGGACGUUGAAGUGGAAUACCUUCCUGCCAAGACGUCAAAGUCGGAACUGUGUACAAAGGCACAAACAUUCAGGCGUCAAAUUUCAUUACCAGCUGGAGGAAGCAAAGUGUCGGCGAUGCCUCGUAUGAGAAGACAAUCUUCCGUACCAGACAUCCUCUCCAACAACCAAAACGAAUGGCAAAAGACAACAGGUCGUGUGUACGCAGUAGACACCCAUCCAAUAGUGAUGGCGGCCAAAGAUGGGCGCAUGCGCCCUUGCUUUGGUGCUGACACCUUAACCAUGACCAUCACGGACAAGUGCAACAUAUCUAAACAUCUACAGCAGUUGUCACUGGUCAACGACGAAAAACCAGAUUGUUACAAUUUUGAGUUCGUCAGACAAAUGAAGGUGGAGGCCUUCAGAGUUCGUCUCUCCAACACGCCUGUCCAGACAACGGAAUCAGGACGAAAGGAACUGGAGAAGAAUUUCUUCAUCAACUGUGACGGAGAAGCGAUCCGUUUAGCCACUCCACAGUUUGAAGUGAGGUUCCACAGAAACAUAGUGUCACUGUUUGGAUCACCACCAACAUGAAUGGCCUGUAGACAUGGGUGAACGCCCAUGGGUAUGUUGUUAAAAAAGUGCCCUGUCACUUGAAUUGGAUGCCAUCAGCGUCCGGAUCUACCUUCCAGUCAAGACCCGUUUGUGGCUAAGGGAAGAAACCGUGCCUUCCGAACCAAUGAACACUGACUGUAUCUUUGAGAGUCGACACCAGAAACGUUGUAUACAAGACCUGGUGAACCAUCUCUCGCAGAAGCUUAGAUCGCCAUGGAGUACGUGUACUGCAAACAUGCGUUUUCGUGCAACUGUUGUCAUGGAUACCCAUUUAAUAAAUAAUGUUGUUGAUGUUAUUAAAAUGUUUAAAUCUAUAAA